AUGGACCAGCAACCGAAGAAAAGACCAAGGAGAAGUUGCCGUAAAGACCUGGGUGGAAAGGCCGUCAUUGAGACUGAGCCAAGCCAAGUCGAGCCAAGCCAAACUCCGCAGGCUGAAAAAGACCCUACUGACACGACGUGGACCUUGUAUUUUGAAGAUGUGUACUCUGAAACUAACCCUCCGGUUGUUGAAGAGGAGUCUUUACCUGACUGUUACUUAGAGUACAUAAUAAGAGGCGAGUUUUCUGAACCCAUCCUGGAAGAAGACUUACUUCUGAAGACCUUGGAAUGCCUGAAAGACGAGUCAGACCAAGAGCUUGCUCAGCAAGUUUUUGGAGACAGCUCACUUUAUGAAUGUUCUCCCGAAUACACGAAAAAAGGGGCAGAACAAGAUCUUCCUCAACAGAUUGUUGAAGAUAAUUCACCUGAGUAUUGUGAGUACAUGACCGGCAAGAAGCUUCCUCCUGAAGGACUACCUGGUGUGGACUUAUCAGAUCCUGAACAGCUGGCAGAAUUCACUAGAAAGAAGCCGAGAGAAUACGAAGAUCCAGAAGCAAUGGCUUGCCCUCACAGUGGAUGCAUGAGAAAAUUGAGGAAUAAAGCCUCCCUGAAGAAGCAUCUCCUGGUUCACGCUCCCCGAGGCUUCGUGUGUGCAGAAUGUGGAAGGGCUUUCAACGAGAGUGCAAAGCUAAAGAGACAUUUUCUGGUUCACACCGGAGAGAAGCCCUUCCAGUGCACUUUUGAGGGGUGCGGAAAGCGAUUUUCUCUGGACUUCAAUCUGCGCACGCAUGUACGGAUCCACACUGGGGAGAAACGCUUUCUGUGCCCCUUUGAAGGCUGUAACAGGAGGUUCGUUCAGUCAAGCAACCUGAAAUCCCACAUCCCAAUUCACUCGAAGCCCAAAAAGAACCAGUGA
Messenger RNA from Loxodonta africana (African savanna elephant), 915 nucleotides. RefSeq names its product ZFP42 zinc finger protein (gene ZFP42). Bases 1 to 915 code for a protein of 304 amino acids. The transcript has a single exon. NCBI's taxonomy places the organism in Eukaryota, Metazoa, Chordata, Mammalia, Proboscidea, Elephantidae. Gene Ontology annotation, cellular component: PcG protein complex; transcription regulator complex; chromatin. Gene Ontology annotation, biological process: regulation of transcription by RNA polymerase II. The record is from RefSeq and is a predicted model, not a curated record. Gene Ontology annotation, molecular function: RNA polymerase II cis-regulatory region sequence-specific DNA binding; DNA-binding transcription factor activity, RNA polymerase II-specific.